Armigeres subalbatus is the source of this 2587-nucleotide messenger RNA. RefSeq lists its product as uncharacterized. The coding region runs from base 965 to 2587 and encodes 540 amino acids. The record is from RefSeq and is a predicted model, not a curated record. The transcript is spliced from 4 exons. Lineage: Eukaryota; Metazoa; Arthropoda; Insecta; Diptera; Culicidae.
CUAUAUUCGAAUUCAGUGGAAAUAAAUACUAAUUUAGUUAAAAUCACUGAAAAUGUUGUGAAAAAUACUAUGUACUAAAGAAAUUUGUCAUAGUAUUUUUUAGAGUGCACUCGUGUCAAAAUAAAAACAAACAGUUCGUGUAUUUCACUACGGUGAAUUUGCUUUUCUGUUAUGAUAAAUAUGGUCGUAGUAAAAACAAAUUUGAAUCUAUAGUAAUUAAAAAAACAUUGUGUUUUCCGUCGGAAACAGUCGAAACAGUAGAUACAAGACACUUUUUGUUUAGUCACCAUUUUGUGUUUUGAAUCAGUCAGUCCCGUUUAUUCGUGUGCUCCUGUUUGCUUCCAAAAUAUGGCCGAAAAGAACAAAUCUGCAGAAGUAAUCGUCGAUAAAGCUCUGAAUGAAGCUCUGGAGGAUUCGGAAGAGCUGAUUGAAGAGGACAACUAAAACCCAGAGCUUGAGGAGCUCAUCGUGAAAAAAAUGGGGAUUGGAUGUUUCGGUGUAUUCCAUUUUGAUCGAUACUAAAAACUUCAUUUGCUGCACAAUAUUUCACGCAAUCGUUAAGCCGGUGCGAACAUCGGGACGGAAGUUACCAUUGAUUCUGCAAGCACAAACAGAGAUGCAAAACCGAACGAGAGUUUCAGGAAAUAGUGGAAGAGCUACGUAACGAGCUGAAAGAAGAAGAAGCUGAAUUUUCUCCAAGCAUGUUCGUGAUCGGUAAUGCGGAAAAAAAUGUUGCCUUCUAUGUUGUAACAUCGCGUUUGCAGUUCAAGUUACCUUAAUUCCUCCGCUGUAUCGAUUUGGUAGUUAAGCUGAAGUUUGUUCUGAACUACAACUUUCACGAAAGUUGCGAACUAUUCUGGUACUUCGUUGCUAAACAAUUCUACAACAUCGACAGCUCGCGAAAGUCGAGAAAUAGUCAACUGCUGUAGCUUCUCGCAUAUUUGGAAGGCUGAGAAUCAUCAACAUGAACUGUCAUCUGUGCCAUAUUACGUCCAACUGUCUGCAAAGUUUCUUCAAACACUUAACAAUUCAUCAUGGCACACCUACCAUCUUCAAGUAUACCUGUACAGCAUGUGUGCCCUCGACUUCGUACCAGAAUCUACAUCGUUUUAAGCGACAUGUCAUUUCCAACCACGCCGGUUUAUUCGAGUCCAAUGACCCCGAUGGUGACAGCGAUCUUGGUAACGCCACGCCUCAUGUCGAAAAUAUGACCGCUCCAGACAUCACAGAAGAAAAUGUGACCCAAGUGCAAAUUCCAAUCAGGGCAGAAGCUGAUCAUAACGUAAAUGAAAAUGAAGAGAUGGAGAAAAUUAGCUUAGAAGACACAGAUAUUUUAGAUUUAAGAAAUAAGUUAAGAGACACGUUUUUAAACUUUUCGCUAAGUUUACACAGUAAGCCAAAUUUCACGAGAAAAGAUGUUAUAGAUCUACAAAAAAAUAUUACCGAACAAAUCGUGAGACCGAUUUGCGAUACUCUAAUUAAAAUAUGUCCUUUAGUUAAUAACAAAGACAUCAAUGAGCUAAUCGAGGAUAUUUAUCAACCAUUUCAGUUCAUAAGCUCCGAGCAAAAACUAAAUACGACAUUGCAAAAUAUCCAAUUAAACGAUUCAUUACAAACUGUCAAUUACAAAAAUAGUGAUGGAAACAUUACUUCGAAAGGCUGCCUUAUGCCAAUUAAGCAUCAGUUCAAACUGUUUUUCGAGAGUGGGAAUAUUUUUAAUGACACGAUUAAUCAUAUUAGGUUGCUAGAAGACAGAGAAAAUAUUACUAAUAUUGUCAACGGUACUUUAUGGAGACAUGUGAAACAAUCAUUUAAAGACAGAUGUGUUAUACCGUAUUUCCUAUACUCUGAUGAAGUAGAGAUGAAUGAUGCUAUUGGUGCUCACUCAGGAACCCACAAAGUUACAGGACUAUACUAUAACUUUCCAACAAUACCUCCUCACUUCUUAGCACGAUUAGAAAAUUUAUUCGUUGCUGGUUUUGUUAAAGCAUCUGAUAUGGCAAAGUUGGGUCCAUCUGUUGCUUUGAAAGAAUUGAUUGAUGUACUAAUUGACCUGGAGCAAAACGGCAUUGAAUUGAAUAUAGAUGGAAAAACUAUUCGUGCGUAUUUUGUACUAAUGGCUAUACUAGGAGACAACUUAGGGAUCAACACUUUAAUGGGGUACGCAACAUCAUUUAGUUCUAUGCUGUUCUGUAGGUUUUGCACUAUGAAUAAAUAUGAUUGCCAAAAAAUGCUAAAACUUGAUCCAAAUUGUUAUCGAACUAUAGAAAAGUAUGAAACUGAUGUUCAGUUGAAUUUCAAAGAAUCUGGUAUAAAAGAAGAAUCUGCUUUCAAUAAGUUGGAAUAUUAUCAUGUAGCGAAAUUCACUAGUGUCGAUUUAAUGCGACUUUUUUCACACGUAGAAAAACGACCACAAAAGGAUGACGAGUGGACUGAUAUCGAAGACAACGCAUCUAAUUCAUCGUCCGAAUACAAAGUACAUAGUAACAAACAAACGUCGGCGGUCAAAGCGGUGCAAAGAGAUGGAUGCAAAAAAGGCUUGUACGGACCAGUGUUUCCUCAACGCGGACCAGAUGAAAAUUGUUGA